Molecule: messenger RNA, 1645 nt
Organism: Sarcophilus harrisii (Tasmanian devil)
Lineage: Eukaryota; Metazoa; Chordata; Mammalia; Dasyuromorphia; Dasyuridae
Gene: RNF122
Product: ring finger protein 122
Exons: 6
Coding region: 517-969 (150 amino acids)
Source: RefSeq, a predicted model, not a curated record
UCCCGGAGUGAACAGGGAUGGGUGGGGGGAGAUCGAGGAGGAGUGGGAGGGGAAAGCAACCCCUGUUCAGUUUCUGGUCCUGUGCUUCAGGGCCCCCUGAGAUUGGGAUAGGAUCCCAGGGACUGAGGUUCUGGGCUCGGCCUCUUUCCUUGCUCUGCUGGCUGGCGGGAGGAAGCGCUCGCCAGCUGGACGCCCCCUCCCCCUCCUCUGCCUCGCUGCCACCCCCACCCCGGCUGGAGUCCAGCUCUUGCAUUUCAACUGUUGGGUUUAGCUCUUGGGGACUUUUUUGUGUUUGUAUAUUUCCUCCUCUUUCUCCUUUGUUACUCCGAAAAUCCUUCCAGGCUGGAGGGAGGGACGACCGGGUUCUCAUGGAAGGCUGCUGCCGCUAAGUACCCCCUCCUCAGCCUUGAAAGUACUCGAGGGAAAAAAAAAAAAAAGGCUCCCCCUACUCCCCGCUCCGACCCGUUGCCUGCUUUCUCUCCGCUGUAGCCAGCUGCUACAGCUCGGGCUUCAUUGAUGCUUAACGGAUGUGCCUGCAGCCUGGGACUGAUCUACAACAACAGGUCGUGCACAAUGCCCCCCAUCAGUUUCCAGGACCUCCCGCUCAACAUCUACAUGGUCAUCUUUGGCACAGGCAUCUUUGUCUUUGUACUCAGUCUCAUCUUCUGCUGCUACUUUAUCAGCAAACUCAGGCACCAGGCACAGAGUGAGCGGUAUGGAUAUAAAGAGGUGGUACUGAAAGGUGAUGCUAAGAAGUUACAUUUAUAUGGGCAGACUUGUGCUGUCUGCCUAGAAGACUUCAAGGGGAAAGAUGAGCUUGGUGUGCUACCUUGUCAACAUGCUUUCCACAGGAAGUGUCUGGUGAAGUGGCUGGAAGUCCGAUGCGUCUGUCCUAUGUGCAAUAAACCCAUCGCUGGCCCCCCAGAGGCCACUCAGAGCAUUGGCACCCUCCUGGAUGAACUGGUCUGAAGACCGCCUUUUCCCGAGGACUCAGACACCUAAAUGCCAAGUGCCUGCCUGGUCUACUCUUUAACUGCAUGGCCUACAGUGUAGCAGGUGCCCCUUGGGGCCGUCCCUUUAGCUGGAAAGAGAAUGGGCAGGCUGGUCCUUGCCCUUCCUUAUGAAGGGGUAAAGUCCAGAGCCUCCUUCUCCUUCUGUCUCCCUUCUCCAGCGCUCUGACACCUCCUUCCCUGCUACUCUACCUUGUUGAUGUCGCUCACAGGUCAGGGUUGCUAGAUUGUGGUGCUGGACUUUCUACUUGUCAUUUGCUGUAGAGAAAUUAGACAUCUCCUGACACAAUGAAAGGUUUGGGUCUGAGCAAAAAAAAAGACCAGGGGCCAUCAGGGAAAUCAAGCCCAUUAUUCUUCAGGAUGAUCAGGACUAGGCUAGUCACCCCACCCAGGCAGGAACUUCUUCAUUAGAUUCUCACAGUUGUUCCUUGAUGGGGAGGAAGGGAUGAGGCAGGCCCUGUCCCCAUUGGUAAUUCUUCCUCUCUUUCCUCACCUACCUUCAAGCAGAUAUCUGGGAGGAAAGAAGGGGAUACAAAGAGUAAGGCACAGGUUGGGGGUGGGGGGUGUAGUGGAUAACAAGUUCUGCCUGUGGCAGAGAUGAUGGAGGGCCAAUAGGCCACCUCCAUACUUUUUUU